CAAAACUAAUCUCAAUUCUCUCUCUCUCUCAGACGACAAUGGGUUGCUGCGGGGACGAAGAAAACGACAACGACAUCGUCAACCCUCUUUACUCCGACGCCGCCGCCCCAACCCUCGGCGACUCCUCCGACUCCACCACCACGAUAUCCCCUAUGAACUCUCACUUCUCGGCCUUAACUUGCCGCGACACCCUCCGCCUCAUCUUCGAGAAGCUCCCAAUUCCCGACCUCGCUCGCUCCAGCUGCGUCUGCCGAGUCUGGAGCUCCGUCGCCUCCGAUCAGGAGAUCGUCGCCAAAGCCUUCAAAGCUCCUUGGAAUCUGAAGGAGGUGAUCGGAAAGCCGGCGUCUUCAAGCUUCUGGAGGGACAAUUCGAUCGGAAAAUUCGCCAUCUCGCACCGGAUUGUCCGCGGGGACAGCGUCGCCAGCCUCGCCGUCAAGUAUUCCGUUCAGGUGAUGGACAUAAAACGAUUGAACAACAUGAUGAGUGAGCACGGAAUAUACUCUCGGGAGAGAUUGCUGAUUCCGGUAAGCAAUGCGGAGAUCCUUUCGGAAGCUACGUGCUAUGUUGAAGUGGAUAAUUAUGCUAAGAGAGAGGUGGCUGUGUUGUAUUUGGAGGGCGGCCCCGACCCGAAAACCAUAAACAGCGGCAGCAUCUCUUCGUGCUCUGUUUUGCAGAGCAAGAAAAGAGUGGUUGAAUCACUGAGGAGAAGCCUGCGAGUGGAUGAUGCAACUGCAAGCUACUACUUGUCCAUUGCCGAUGGCGAUCCAAGAGCUGCAAUCUCUCAGUUCUCCCAAGACCUUAGGUGGGAGACCAACACCCACCUCGGCUCUGCUUAGGGCUGGUUCGGGACUGCUUGUGUCAUAAGCGCUUCUGCCAGUAGCGCUUUCGCCAAGUGAAUUUCAACUUGUAAUGCUUGUUCUAUCAGGCAAUGAAUCGACUUCAAAUGUGUAUAAGUGUUGUGAUUUGUAAUUGUAUCCACAUUGUCAAAGUGUUGUUAUUGAUAGAAAGCUUCUUGAUUUGAAUAGAGAAUAGUGUUCCGCU
Malus domestica (apple) is the source of this 1041-nucleotide messenger RNA. RefSeq names its product F-box protein At1g55000. The record is from RefSeq and is a predicted model, not a curated record. Lineage: Eukaryota; Viridiplantae; Streptophyta; Magnoliopsida; Rosales; Rosaceae. Gene Ontology annotation, molecular function: protein binding.